Molecule: messenger RNA, 4300 nt
Organism: Bursaphelenchus okinawaensis
Lineage: Eukaryota; Metazoa; Nematoda; Chromadorea; Rhabditida; Aphelenchoididae
Source: the annotation of a GenBank genome assembly
AUGCGAUGUCGAAUACCGACAUUAGACAAGCCUUUGAUGAGGUUCUUUGCUUGGUAUACGGCCAACUUCCUGGUCGAUUACUACUACAUCUUCAUCAUCGGACCUGUUCUUCUUACCGCGUUCCUAGGCUUGGGUCUACUUCGUAUCAAGGAGCUGACCAUACUUGACGCCAAAGUGUUGUACACACCAUCCACAGCGCCGUGUUGGUUUGAAGAAGAAACGUUGUCAAAUGUAAGCCCAAUAUCCACCAUUUUUAAUUCGUGUAUCAUUCAAUAUUUACAUUAUUUUAACCUCAUACCACUGUUAAUUCAUAUUUAGUUAUGGCCCAUACGACCGAAUGAAUUUCUACCUGAAAGAACCUUCGAAUGGAACAGGUUUGUCUAUCUUGUCGUACAUGGAAGAGAACUCAACGAUACCGGUCUGCCCAACAUUCUGCAGAACAAAUAUUUGGAUGCAAUCGAGAAACUGGAGUCGGAUGUCGCUGAAAAUGUAGCCUUUGGGAUGAAAAAGAGCUGGAAGACCAACCAGACCAGCAACAUCAAGGAUAUAGUCCGAUUCAAGGUAAAAAAACAAAAUAAAAGUGAAAAACAAAAGGAAAACAAUAAAUUAGCUACAAACGUAGCUCAACAUUGCUUUCAGAGCAUUAUUGUAACUUUGGUUGGUAAAUUUUUGAUAAAAAACAAAGAUCUUUUAUGUUGAAAUGCCUGACAAUUUUUUGUCGUUGCUACAUAAUGCCAAAACGGUUUGAAAGACACAAAAUGGAGCGAAAUUCAAAUCAGUUGCUUAAUUUCUCAAAAUUUUGAAAAUUAUAAAAAUGAAGAGUAGUUUUUGUGCUUUAUUCAUCUUUUUUUUUUUUAUUGUUUAAUGAUAUUAUCCAUGACAAUAUAUUGUUGUUUUAGGAUUUAUGUCUCAAUUGGAAUGGAGAAUGCUACCGUCAGACAGGCAUCAUAAACCUUUUGAAACGGCGAUCGGACUUCGAAUCCCAUGGAAUUGGAGUGACGUUCCCUCGGGCAAAUACCAAAGGGAAUCCGAUAUAUCUGGCAUUUAACGUUGGGGGAGUCGAGACUUUCAAAAAUGACUCCAUCAAGGUAACUUAUUAUAUUAUAGUAUCAUACUAUUACGUUUCUUCAACUUUGUGAUUUAAAAUCUUCUUUAAAGUAUGUACUAUUCGACUGUUGUUACAAUAAUUACCAGAUUAGUAGAAAGAUGUUGUUGUAGGUGGUAAAGGGCAUGCGAUUGUUUUAUUUCCUGCGAUUCGAGACUCCCGAGUACAAUGAAAUGGCAAUGGAAUGGGAAGAAACUGCCAAACAAUACAUACGAUCUCACUGGAUCGACCAUCCUUUGUUGGAGGUAAUUGCAUUAGGGGGGGAUGGCAUAGCCUUGAACUGGUUAUCGAAACGUGGUUUUGUAAAUGGUAUAUUCUGGUUGAAGUGGGAUGACACAUAUGUAACAAUAUAACCUUAGAAAGGUGAUGACAAGUAAUGAAGCUUGAGUAUUGAUUGCACAAUCUAAACAGAAAGUUAAGAUAGUUUAAGAUAAUAAAAUCAGUUGUUGUAAUUAACUUAUAGGUUCAUGUAAAACAUUCCCGGAUAUACGAUCAAGGACUGACCGAAAAUGCCAAUAAUUUAAAGCCGUAUUUCACGGUUACUGUGGUUGUUCUGAUUACUUUCACCACAUUAUAUGCUUUGAAGUGGUCAUUCAACGAGGACUAUGCUUACUUUCCAAGUAAGUCACUCACGCUUUCUAAUGCAAAUUUUGCUUUUAAACGUGUCAUCUUAUGAAUGACAUACGGUUUUCAGUUGACAGUACGUUGUUAACAAGACCUUUUGUUUUAGUUCGAAUCGACUGGUUGAGGUCAAAGCCUGCGUUAGCCUUAGGAGGCGUGUUAUCUUCAGGCAUGGCGAUAGUAAGCGGUAUUGGUAUGUUGUUAUGGUUUGGCUGCUUCUUCACCGAAAUCACUUUGGUCGCACCGUUUUUGGUGUUAUGUAAGUGUGAUUAUUAUUCUGUUACUUUACUUUCAUACAUUUUUAGUUCCUCUGAUGUUAAUUUCAUGUUUUACCACGCCUAGUUCAUUAUGUUAAACAUAACGGACAGUAACAUAUCUUUAAUAAGGUGUUACUUUCAGCGAUAGGAGUGGAUGAUAUGUUCAUAGCUGUGGCGGCAUGGCACAAUACCGAGUUGAAGUUCACAGAGAAGACCAGAGAGUCGCUGAAGCAUCGUAUGAUCGACGCGAUGUCAGAGAGUAGUGUAGCCAUCUUCAUCACGUCAAUGACUGAUGUAUUCUCGUUUGCCAUCGGCUGCUACACCGACAUCUUGGCUGUGAAGGGAUUCUGCAUGAUGACAGCUGCCUGCAUGUUCUUCACCUUCUUCUAUCAGGUAUGUUUGGGGCUAGGGUGCUAAAAGAAGGUGAUAAAAUGAUAUUCUUUAUUGUAGAAUUAAAGUGAUUUCUUAACCUUUAGAAUUAAUCCUUAAAAGAUUAAAACUGACACUUUAGGUGACAUUCUUUGCGGCUUUGAUGGUGGUCAGUGCCAAUGUGCAGAUGUCACAGCGCAACUCUUGUAUACCUUGUGUUAAGACGGUGGACAGAUACGAAGAUACGACAAAACGAAAGCAGUUAAAGUCGAGAGAGAACAAAUCAUUGGAACAAGUUGUGGAAGCCAAAAGAAGGGCUAUAAUACUAGGUUUGUCAUCAUAUUGUAAUAGUGUCAUAGCUGUCAGGUUCAUGAAGAUUUUUCUUAACUUUAGAUCAACAACGAUUUGCGACAGACGAGUUGAAUAAGAAGUUUGCUAAUGGAAGUUCAUCUCCAAGUUCUCAGACAUCAAACAGUUCUUCUGAAUACUCUCUGGACACCAAGUCCAGAGGAAUCAUGGGACAGUUCUUUAGGUAUCAUUUAACGCUUUUCACAUUAUAAAACUUGGGCACGGUCAAAAGUUAUAAAAAAAGAAAGAACUUUUUAAACUUAAAAGGUAGCAAAUUAGGAGAUCUUAUAAUCAGCCAAUCAAGCUAAUGUGAACAUCGUUUCCAGACAAUACUACAUCGACUUCAUCUUGAACACCAAGACCAAGAUCCUGAUGUUGUUCAUCUUCAUCGGCUAUUUGACCCUCUCCGUGUAUGGCAUACUUACCAUGGAGCAGGGUCUGGAUUACGAAAAGCUGCUUCUGAACACGGAUCCCCUCGUUCGGACGGUGAAGAUGGAGAUCGAGUUAUUCCACGGAGGAGAUCAGAUCGAAAUCGCAGUCUCCAAGGCGCCCGACAUGACCAAGGCGGAGAACAGAAGGCUGGUGGACAAGAUCGUGGCAGAGUUCGAGUCCAUUGAGUAUGCCAUUGGACCUAAAGGGACCCAGUUGUGGACAAGGGAGUACCAGAAGUACGCCAAUCAGACAGGUAAAGGCUUCUUGUCCAUUUAAUAAGUUCAUUCAUUUAAAAAUAAUAUGCCAUUAAUUAAAACUCGUCAGACACUCAAUAAAGUCACCAAGAAGCUUCCUACAACAAUAUAAUUUAGGCGCCUUUCUCCACGAUGAUCACGAAUCCUGGGUGCUCGGAGUGUACGAGUGGAGCCAGCUGUUCGCCUACUACAAGCUCUGGUCGCAAGACUUUGCCUGGUCGAACGAACAAACCCCCGAGAAGAUCAACAUGACAUCGUUCCGCUUCAGAAUCGGCGUCAAGGAAAUGAAUACGCCCACGGAUUUGGUAAGAGUAACACAGAUGCUGAGGGAUGUGGCUACCAAAUACGAACAUCUGGGCAUAGUAACAUACCAACAAAGUCGCAGCAUCGCUGACCAACUGAACGUUCUCUUACCCAAUACUAUGCAGAACGACGUGGCCGCGAUGUUCUGCAUGAUCCUUAUCAGUCUUCUGUUUAUCCCAAACCCGUUGUGCACCUUCUGGAUUACCGUAGCAAUGGUGACUAUCGACCUUGGGGUUAUUGGUCUUCUGUCAUUGUGGAGUGUCAAACUCGACCCAAUAUCUAUGAUAACAUUGAUCUUGUCUAUAGGCUUCUCUAUCGAGUUUAGUGCUCAUGUCACUUACGGCUUCGUGAGUAACGAGAACAAUCUGACGCCGCGACAACGAUGUAUUGACACGAUGGAGAAGCUGGCGUGGCCAAUGGUCCACGGCUCCAUGUCUACCAUCUUAGGGGUACUAGUUUUAGCAUUCAUCAACUCGUACAUGGUACUCGUCUUCUUUAAAACCAUCUUCUUGGUGCUUGUUGUGGGCAUUUUUCAUGCCCUUGUUAUACUACCCAUUGUUCUUCAUGAUACCGCGCCUUUGACUGACAGACUCAACAACUACUUCAGAUAA